Bufo gargarizans (Asiatic toad) is the source of this 2149-nucleotide messenger RNA. Its product is annotated as immunoglobulin superfamily member 1-like. The record is from RefSeq and is a predicted model, not a curated record. NCBI's taxonomy places the organism in Eukaryota, Metazoa, Chordata, Amphibia, Anura, Bufonidae. The transcript is spliced from 7 exons. The coding region runs from base 235 to 1437 and encodes 400 amino acids.
AAACAAUAGGUUAGAGCCCUAAAAUGAAUCUUUAACAGUUUUACUAUACUUCACAAGAACCCUGCAGUAAGUUUCAUUUCACUCUCAGAAGUUCUGAAUGUUGCAUAUGACGAAUAUGGGCAAGGAGGAGUUCUUGAGAAAAAUAGAAAAUCCGAGCUGAUGCAAUUCUUUAAGAUUUAGUAGUUCUCUCUUCAAACGAAUUUUCUAGCUGCAAAACAAACCAGUAGAAGCAACAUGGGCCCAGCCACUUACAACAUCUUCUUCAUUGUCUGUUAUAUUUUUGUGAGAACACGGAGUGGUGUACUUGGAGAACUGCUUCAGCCCAUAUUAGAAAUAGAUACAGAAGAUCCAAAUGACGUCAAUAUGAUUGGUAGCACGGCCUAUUUAAAUUGCACAAAUUCAUUAAAUGCACAAAAAUUCUAUUUGAGAAAAGAUGGAAAUAAGGAUGUAAUGAAUGAACAAGUCACUCCAGUGUUUACAAUGACAAACUUAAAUGCCAAAGACAGCGGACUCUAUACCUGCCAAUACAGCAGGAAUUCAGAAUUCUCCAAGCACAGCAAGCCUGUACACCUAUAUGUAAGCGACAGAUACCCCCCACCAACAAUCACUGCUGAACCGAAGAGCAUCGUCCAGCCGGGACAGAAUAUGAAUAUAAUAUGCUCUUCUCCAUAUCCAGACAUCAUUUUUACCCUUUUAAAGGGUUAUGCUCCAAUAGAAGAAAGUGAUAACAAUCCAUUCACCUAUGUUAUACGCGGUGCAAGUAAAGAGCAUGCUGGGCAGUAUUCUUGUAGGUACAGGAGGCUAAGCCUCCUGUCCGAUUUCAGCUCUCCACUGAUGAUUGAUGUUAAAGCUCUUCCCAAACCUUCCAUCACUUUGGAGGAGAUUCAAAAAGUAGAGCUGAAGAUCAGCUGCAUGGCACCCGAGAAAGAGAAGAAGAUGUGGUUUCAGCUAUUCAAUGAAAGCAAAGAUGUCAUACAUGAAAUAAAAGUUGUCAAUAAAAGUCAAGUAGAUUUUAUAGUACCGUACCCCAAUCAGUCUGACCCGAGAUAUUACUGUAUGUAUCGCAUUCGGAUGGGAAGUGACUUUGCAGAUUCCUUCUUCAGUGAUGCAGCCGUCAUAUGGAACGAGCCUUCAGGAACUCAAGACUAUACAAUAGAAAAUAUUUUUCGGCUCCUUCUGUCAGCAAUAAUCCUCAUUCUCUUAACUGUUAUUUUUGCGAAACAUUUCAAAAGUUCUGACGAAUGUAAAUCACGUCCUUCUGAACCAUCAGCCCCCCGGAAGAAACUGGCGGUUGACUCUGAAUAUACACAGCAGCUUAUGGAGGAGAAGAAGAAUGAUUCAGCGGAGAAAAGCUUGGUCCCGACUCCACCAACCACAACAGUGUCUGAUGUGAAAGAGAAAGUGAACGAGCAAGAGGAGCAGCAAACGUCCAUGUAGACGGAGAGGAUGCACAAUAAUUAUUCUAUGUAAUCGUAAAUGUAUUUACUAAGCAAUAACAGGAACGGAUUAGGGCUGGAUUAUCAAACAUCCUACCUUAAAGAGGUUCUCCCGGACUACGAAAACAUGGCUGCUUUCUCCCAAAAACAGCACCACACCUGUCCAUAGGUUGUGUUCGGUAGUACAGCAUCAACCCCAUUGACUUCAAAGGAUCUGAGCUGCAAUACCACACACGUUCUGUGGACAGGUGUGGUGCUGUUUGUGGGAGAAAGUAGCCAUUUUGUGUAGUCCUGGAGAACCCUUCUAAUGCACAUUUCUGCUUAUUUGUAGAGAAAACUGACCGCUGGGCAUUAGGGCAGUGGUUGAGGGCUUGUGGUAAGUGCUCCUCAAAUACAAUUCUUUAACCUAAACCUGGUUAUAGCAUUUGGUAAGAGGACCGUGACCUUUAAUACCUAGAUGCCCAGAUCACUAUCUUUCCAACCCAACUCCAGACCAUUGAUGAAAAUAAUUUCCUGUACUAAUAGAAAGUAUACUGUACUAACCAGAAGAAAUGUAUUCUUACCGCUACAAAAUAUCAUACUAUGCAUAUAUUUCCAUGACUUGGCUAGAGUAUAGGACAGUGGUGGCGAACCUAUGGCACGGAUGCCAGAGGUGGCACUCAGAGCCCUCUCUAUGGGCACCCGCACCCUGGAAAAAGUCUAUGAUGUACCAA